AUGGCUUUUACUCCAGGUAGUCGUGGCGGUGCCCGUGGCGGUUUCGGUGGCCGUGGUGGCUUCGGUGGUGACCGUGGCGGUUCCCGUGGUGGCCGUGGUGGUUCCCGUGGUGGCUUCGGUGGUGACCGUGGUGGUUCCCGUGGUGGCUUCGGUGGCCGUGGUGGUGCCAGAGGUGGUGCCCGUGGUGGUGCCCGUGGUGGUGCCAAGGUUGUCAUUGAACCACACAGACAUGCCGGUGUCUUCAUUGCCAGAGGUAAAGAAGAUUUGUUAGUCACCAAGAACAUUGCCCCAGGUGAGUCCGUUUAUGGUGAAAAGAGAAUCUCUAUCGAAGAGCCAUCUACUGAAGAAGGUGUCCCACCAACCAAGGUCGAAUACCGUGUCUGGAAUCCUUUCAGAUCCAAGUUGGCUGCUGGUAUCAUGGGUGGUUUGGACGAGCUCUUCAUUGCCCCUGGUAAGAAGGUCUUGUACUUGGGUGCCGCUUCCGGUACCUCCGUCUCCCACGUUGCUGAUCUUGUCGGGCCAGAAGGUUUGGUCUACGCCGUCGAAUUCUCUCACAGACCGGGUAGAGAAUUGAUCGGUAUGGCCAAGAAGAGACCAAAUGUGAUUCCAAUCGUUGAGGAUGCCCGUCACCCACAGAAGUACAGAAUGUUGGUUGGUAUGGUUGAUGCCGUCUUUGCCGAUGUUGCCCAGCCAGAUCAGGCCCGUAUCAUUGCCUUGAACUCUCACUUGUUCUUGAAGGACCAGGGUGGUGUUGUUAUCUCCAUCAAGGCCAACUGUAUUGACUCUACUGUCGAUGCCGAGACCGUUUUCGCCAGAGAAGUCCAGAAGUUGCGUGAAGAACGUAUCAAGCCAAUGGAGCAAUUGACCUUGGAACCAUAUGAGAGAGACCAUUGUAUUGUUAUUGGUCGUUACAUGAGAUCUGAAAUUCUCUCGGAUGAAAGCGAUGGAGCAGAAGUGGAGCUCGUGGAGAUUUCCAGUCGUCCUGCGCGGCGGAGAUCGUUGAUGAUCACCAGCACCCACACCGUGCCUAUUGCCAUAUCAGACGACUCAGAUGAUGAUGUAGUGGUGGUCAGAGAGGGUGAACUAUCCCCAGAUGGUCAGUUUCAGUUUCGCGCGGAGCAGCAGCGCUUAAGACAACAGGAGCUGGCGGCCAGGGAAGCUGAAUUAGCGAGAGAGCCUGCCGAGGAGGAUCACUCCCUUGUAUAUCCCUCCCACAACGACCACAUUCCCAUCAGCCAGGAGUUUGCAGAAAAUCGUGUUCGAACGCGCUCCUUUGGCCGUACUCGCUUUCCGGUAACUACCACCAUCUUGAGUCGGGAAGAACGGGAGCGUGAGAGCCAGCGCAGACGACACGCCAGACAGAACCAGAUCCGCAGGGGAGUGUUAGGCCGCCACAGGCCAGUGGUGCCGCUUUUUAUACCAGAAGAGGGGCUGCGGCCGCCGCGUACCAGGCGAAGUCGCCGUAUCCACGAAGAGUCCAACUUGUUCCGAAACAUGCACCUUCUCGGGAUGAACUAUCGCGUCAACAGAGAGGAACCGGAGUGGUCUGUACUCCGACGUCGGGUGUUUCAGGUUGGCGCUGACUCCUUUAACCUUCCGGCGAUGUUUGGUGCCCCUCAUGCCUUUUGGGCCGGGGCCCACCAAACUGACGAUGCCAUACCCGAGAACGUGUUUCGCAUGAUUGAGAGAGAGGAGGCACGCGCAAACCAGGGUAGAGUGGACCACAAGGCAAAGGUGGGCAAGAAGGUUAGAACGGGGCUCGAGGAGAAGUUUCUCAACCCUCCGGAGGGAUAUAGCAACAGUUUGAAGCCCGAUAAAACGCCAAUUUGUACCCUCUGUGGCACUGAAAUAGGCUCUGGGAUCCCUGAAGAGUUUAGUGGGGCCUCAAGAGAGGAUGAUUCGUUGCUGCGACUUCAGGCCGAGAACUCUGCUCAGGCACCGUUCCAGGCGCUACAGAGCGUAUCUGAGGUGGACCGCGAGUUGUCGAAGCGGGUGUUUGCGUCCAAGUGUGGCCAUGUGUACUGCGGUCGGUGCUAUAAGAACAUCGGGAACUGGAAGGCGAGGAAGGAGAAGGAGAAGGAGUGGGGCUGGCAUGCGACAAAGAGCAAAAAGAAGAAGUUAUCUGAACCUCUGGAAGAAUCUGGCCAUCCUAUCCUAUUUCAGUCGGGGGCCAGUCCUAUACCCAGAACCCGUCGGCGGUCCUCCAACUCGCUUGUUGGAUCUUUCCAGGAGUCACUAUUGAGUGGUAGGAUGUCCGGCGUCCCUUCCACGCCCUUGCACUUCACAGUUAAAAUCGGAAUCACCGUCCAGGAUAAAAGGUACAAGAAGUUUGAAAAACAAAAGCAGAUUACGGUUCCGUUUGAGGCUGUGUUUUACAAAUGGGAAAACUCCAAUAGCACGUUCUUGGACACCGCGACUACCCCAAUUCCGAUGCAGUUGAUCCAGGAUUCGCCUUACGUCGGAGAGGUUUCACUUGAGAGCUAUUUUGUGGAGCGCCAGGAGCUGAAGCUCAGGAAAACAGGCUUAGAAGCAGCUCCAAACAGUGCCAUCACCGAGAUUAUCGAAAAAUUUCCCGGGUAUAACAUUCCGAAAUGUGGGAAGUUGCAGUUUGUGAUCUUUAACCAAGAGCGCACGGCAUGUAGUUUCCACUUGAUCGACUACGACUUGACCUUACAGCAUGGAGAGAAAACCUGGCUCAGGUAUGUGAAAACAGCAAGGACAAAUACGUCUAACGAGGACAAAACACACCUUGUUUCGGUUGUCAACUUGCAGUUUGCAAGGAUUGGCAGAAAGUAUUACUUGUUUCAGACAGUGAAGAUUGUUUUCCACAAUCGUAUCUUCGAGAAGCCGGUUGUUAGUAGUUCUGACGAGACAAAGGAUAGCAUCUCCCCGACACCAUUACAAAUCACCACCGAGGUCAUCAGAGGGGGUAACACGGGACUUGACUUGACUUUCUUCAAGCCGUGUAUCGUCUUGCAUACCACUCUGGGCCCGGUUGAAAUCGAGCUAUGGGCCAAAGAAUGCCCUCAAACCACUCGAACGUUCAUCCAGAACUGCCUCAAUGGAGCGUAUUGCAAUACCACAUUUGAUAGAGUAGUCCCAGGGUUUCUCAUCCAAUGUGCCUCGCCUCCAUCAGCAUUGGCCAUUUCUAGUUUCAGAAAUGAAUACCAUUCACGGUUGAGAUUUAACAGACGAGGCUUGGUCGGGCUAGUGAAUGCCGACGAGAAUAACCUUACCCAGGCAAAAUUCUUCAUCACCUUGUCUGCCACCCCAGAGUUAUCCAACAAGAACACCCUCUUUGGGAGGGUUAUGGGAGACACGGUUUACAAUGUGGCUAAAAUGGGAGAGGCAGCGCUAGGCGAGAACGAAAGGCCAUUAUAUCCCACCAAGAUCACCAGUUGCGAGGUAUUGGUGAAACAUUUUGAAGACUUGGAAGCCGCUCCGGUUGUAGUGAAGAAAACUGAGGUUGUACCCAGAAAAAAGCCCAGAAAGGCCAAAGUUGUGAUAUCAUUUGAAGAUGAAGAGGAGGUACCAAAAACCAAAAAGUUCAAAAUGAGAUCAGCCCAUGAGUUGCUCAACGACAAAAGGUUGUCUAAAGAAACUGUGAAGGUUGAAGCACUGACGAUGGAGGAACUGAAAAUAGAAGCAACCACUUCAACGCCUCCCGAAACUGAUGUUAAAAACGUUCUUGAAUUCAGUCCCGUCGACGAAGAAAGUGAAGAGUCAAAACAAGAAAAAAGAUUGAAAGCACUUGACGAGGAAUACGAAAAACUUAAGGAAAGUCUAAGGAACAAAGACGAAGGGAAACAGCCCGGGACAAGGAAAGUUCGCCACGUCGACAGUGGUAAGAAACUCGCGGUCUACAAGUUGAAUCAGCCGAAUGGCAAAGAAUUGCGGGAGCUUCAGACCUUGGCCAUGCUUCAAAAAUUCCAGGCCACCGUAUCUAUGUCCAGUACUUCAACCGGGACCAAUGUUACGAAGAGCCAUGUGGCAUCGACAGGCACUAAAAGAAGCUGGCUCGACUCCGAUAACGAAGCUGAGGCGCACGAGAUUGACUCUGAUUACGAUCUAUCGGGCGAGGAGGAUGGCAAUUGGUCCAACUGGAAAAAUCAUCAAUUGAAGUUUUAGAGAGCUGCAUCCCAGAGAUAAAAACCAAAGAGACCAUGGGGGACUACAGGCUAUUACGCCGCUCCGGAUGUAAGGAGCUACCAAUAUACAGUGCUUUUGAUUAUGUUCCUAGAUUUUGGUUAGUUUUUCGCUUAAAUUAUACUAAAUGAGAAAACGGCUACAGAAACUCGUGUCAUGGCCCUGUGUGAC
This is a messenger RNA of Babjeviella inositovora NRRL Y-12698, 4317 nucleotides long. RefSeq lists its product as uncharacterized. The transcript has 4 exons. Gene Ontology annotation, biological process: protein peptidyl-prolyl isomerization; box C/D sno(s)RNA 3'-end processing; rRNA methylation. Lineage: Eukaryota; Fungi; Ascomycota; Pichiomycetes; Serinales. Gene Ontology annotation, cellular component: nucleolus; box C/D methylation guide snoRNP complex; small-subunit processome. The coding region runs from base 1 to 4128 and encodes 1375 amino acids. Gene Ontology annotation, molecular function: histone H2AQ104 methyltransferase activity; peptidyl-prolyl cis-trans isomerase activity; RNA binding. The record is from RefSeq and is a predicted model, not a curated record.